Molecule: messenger RNA, 863 nt
Organism: Prunus avium (sweet cherry)
Lineage: Eukaryota; Viridiplantae; Streptophyta; Magnoliopsida; Rosales; Rosaceae
Product: actin-related protein 2/3 complex subunit 5A
Biological process (GO): regulation of actin filament polymerization; Arp2/3 complex-mediated actin nucleation
Cellular component (GO): actin cytoskeleton; Arp2/3 protein complex
Source: RefSeq, a predicted model, not a curated record
AACGACACAGUUUUAGUCGCCAGGUGCGUCACUUUCUCGGGAAAAUGUUUCCCCAGGUCUUUUCCAAUUGGCAGAUGAGAAAAUCACAGUGAAAGAGAAAAAGAGAGAGUGUGUGAAAAAUGGCAGGAACAGAGGAAUUUGUGGAAGCAGAUAAUGCAGAAGCCAUAAUCACCAGAAUCGAACAAAAAUCUCGAAAGAUCGAAAGCUUACUCAAACAAUACAAACCAGUCGAAGCUCUAAAAACUGCUCUUGAAGGCUCACCUCCCAACACCCGAGACGAACGCUGCAAGUCUGCAAAUUGGAUAAUGGUGCAUAGAGCUAUUAUGGCUAUAAAAGAUGUUGAUGGAAUGUUUUCUUCUUUGGAUCCUGAGUACUAUGACAUUCUUAUGAAGUACUUGUAUAGAGGCUUGUCUACUGGAGAUCGGCCCACGUGCGACCAGUGCCUUCGGAUUCAUGAAAAACUGACAGAGAGAGCUGGUUUGGGAUGCAUACUGCGGUCCCUUGCAGACACUGUCAAUACAGUUUGAUCUCAAGACAAAGUUAAUAUCCUCACUUUGCAAACUACAACACGCAGUGUCCUCUUGUUGAUUAUUGAAACUUCACAGAAAGUUCUUGUCCAGAAUCUUUUGUAUGUUAUUGAUUUCUCUACUUCAGACAGUUUUGUGACACAAUAUCAAAUCCCUCAAUGCAUUUGUCCUUGCAGGUGCACAUGAUUUCCCAGGACCCUGUGGUCUUUCUUGUGUCUCCUCUUUUCCCCCCAUAGCCUUUUCCCUUGUUUUUGUUUGUGUUGGCUUCAGAGGAUUCAUAACCAUUAAUAUGACAGAUAUUUCUACAACCUCCAUAGAAAAAGAAAUGUAUUUCAU